Messenger RNA from Limulus polyphemus (Atlantic horseshoe crab), 1627 nucleotides. Its product is annotated as leukocyte elastase inhibitor-like. Gene Ontology annotation, molecular function: serine-type endopeptidase inhibitor activity. The coding region runs from base 231 to 1469 and encodes 412 amino acids. The transcript has 3 exons. The record is from RefSeq and is a predicted model, not a curated record. Lineage: Eukaryota; Metazoa; Arthropoda; Merostomata; Xiphosura; Limulidae.
UGUGAUGCAUGUAUGCCCUUCCGCUGUCAGAAGCCAAUGCUUCAAGGUUGAUAUCAUUUCUGGCAUCGUUUCAAUGAAGCAGGUUGUUGCAGGAGAAUUAACGCAAUAUUCAUUGGGUUUUUACAUUGUGCUUUUGAAAAACAAAGAAGGAAAACCGGAUUUUUAAGGAAGUAUAAAACCAAGUUAUUUGGAUUUACCUUGUGUAAUUGGGAUUAGACAUCAUAGUAGAAAUGAUGACCGACUCAAGAAAAACAACAUUUAUUCUGAUAAUGAUAUUCGGCAAUAUUUAUUGUCGGGAUAUAUAUUUUACCGAAUCGAAGCAAGGGACGUCUGUGGCAAAGUUGAGCACGGCGGUCAAUCAGUUUGGGGUUGAUCUUUACAAGAGGUUAGCCAGCAGAGGGAACGAGCAAGUCUUCUUUUCCCCUUUCAGUCUAUCGACAGCGUUAACUAUGGCGUACCUGGGAGCAAAAGGUGAAACAGCUGCAGAAAUGAGAGGAACUCUUGGCUUCCUGAAAGCAGGCUUAGAAGUAGAAGAAGUCUCACGAAGUUUUUACGAAGCAUUUGAAUUACUUGGAAACGGUCAAAGAGAUUAUCAACUUGAUUUGGCAGAUAUGGCUCUGAUUCAGAACAAUUACCGAGUGUUGGAUGAUUACAAAAGGACACUAGAAGGCAACCUCCAUGCGGAUAUCAAGUUAGUCGACUUUGUGUAUGAUGGGUUGGGUGUCAAAGAUUCUGUCAACAGUUGGGUUUCUAGCAAAACACACAACAAAAUCACCUCACUUCUCAGCAAGCCACUGGACAGUCUUACUCGUCUCUUCCUCCUCAAUGCUGUGUAUUUCAAAGGUAUGUGGAUAACUCAGUUUGACCGUAAAAAAACUGUUCACUUACCAUUCUUUAACCAGAAAAGAUUAUCAAAGUCAGUUCCCAUGAUGAAAGUUACCAGUAAGUUCCCUUACAGUUAUGACAACAACUUAAAAUACAAGGUCUUAGAACUUCCUUAUAAAGGAGACAGAAUCAGCAUGGUUAUUAUUCUACCUGAGAAAGAAUAUGGGCUUAAGAAUGUCGAAAGUUCGCUCACAUCUGAUUCGUUGAAUCGCCUGGUGAACAGUUUACAAGUCAGGAAGGUAGAUGUUACCCUCCCUAAAUUUAAACUGGAAGAUUCGCCAAUGGUUAAGCAAUAUCUCCAGGAUAUGGGAAUUAAAAAGGCUUUCUCUACGGCUGCCGAUUUUUCUGGUAUAAGUGGACGUCAGGAUUUAUAUGUAGAAGAUGUCUUGCACAAAGCUGUGAUCGAGGUCAACGAGGAAGGAAGCGAGGCUGCAGCAGUAACAGGAGUUGUUAUCUCAUUAAAAUCAGCAUCUGCGCAUGAAGAACAUAUUGAGAUUUUCAAUGCCGACCAUCCCUUUUUGUUCUUUAUCAGGGACAAGGUCAGCGGAAUUAUCUUAUUCAUGGGCUCUGUGAACGACUUGUAGCUCUAAUAAUGAUUUUUGUUUCACUUCCUGCCAUUAUUGUUUUUAGUAAUUACAUGAAUCUAUGUGUACUAAGUGCAUGCACGGUUAAAAAUCUUAAAGCAAAUAUGAAAAAGUAAAUAUGUAUUUUUUAACAGUAAAUAAAGAAUAAUUAAGUGCAA